Molecule: messenger RNA, 570 nt
Organism: Rotaria sp. Silwood1
Lineage: Eukaryota; Metazoa; Rotifera; Eurotatoria; Philodinida; Philodinidae
Source: the annotation of a GenBank genome assembly
AUGGAUAAUCGUUGUAUAUCAUGGAUAUUAGUAAAUGAUUUUAAAACUGAUUGUUUAACAAAUGAUGAUGAAAUAUUAUCUGAUAUUAAAAAAUCGAAAGAACAUAUUUCAUUUCAAAUAAUAUGUGAUGGUUUUCAGGAAUUAUCAUUUAUUGUGAUUAAUGACAAAUAUGAAUCGGAUGAGACUAAUGGUCAUCUAUGGUCAUGUAAUAAUGUAUAUGCACGUUGUAAUGGAAUAUGGAAUUGUUUAGAUGGAAGUAAUGAAAUUAAUUGUUCAAUAUCAAUCUGUUCACCAUCACAUCAUAUGUGUGUUUCGCCAAUAACAAAUAACUUUACAUGUAUACAAAUAUUAAAGGUAAAUGAUGGUAUUGUAGGAUCUGAUGAACGUCAAAUAUGUCGAAUACAUGCACUCGAUUGCGCUGACUGUCGAUUUCCAUGUCGAAAUCGUACUAAUCCAGAAACCAUGUGUAUUAAAUCUAAUAUGCUUUGCAAUAGAAAGCCAACUUGUUCAUUUUAUGAUGAUGAAAUAUUUUGUCUUGAACGUAAUUUUACUAUAAAGUUUUUUUUAUGA